CUUUUUCGGUGGGGACCGCUGUGAACAAUACACAACGUCAAAACAAAAUGCGUAAAGACUAAGAAUAUCGUGCAAAAAUAAAUCGAAAUUUAGUAUGACGACAGUAAAUUUAAAUCCAAAGAAAAGUCCCAACUUUUUAACCAAACAUGGCAGCAAUCAAUGGGUAAAAUUAAAUGUUGGAGGAACAUACUAUUUGACCACCAAAACGACAUUGUCUCGAGAUCCAAAUUCGUUUUUGUCACGACUUAUAUCCGAUUCAGAUUUGAUAUCAGACAGGGAUGAAACGGGAGCGUAUUUAAUCGACAGAGAUCCGAGAUAUUUUGCCCCAAUUUUGAAUUAUUUACGUCAUGGUAAAUUAGUGCUAGAUGGUUUAUCGGAAGAAGGAGUGUUAGAGGAAGCUGAAUUCUACAAUGUGACCCACUUAAUUGGAUUACUCAAAGAAUGCAUUACACUUAGAGAUCAAAGACCUGCCUUAGACAAAAAACGAGUGUACAGAGUAUUACAGUGUCAUGAAAAUGAAUUGACACAGAUGGUGUCCACAAUGUCCGACGGCUGGAGAUUCGAGCAAUUAAUAAACAUCGGAACUCAAUACAAUUACGGUUCGGAGGAGAAUGCCGAGUUUCUGUGCGUCGUUUCGAAGGAAUGUAUAGGUUCCACCGUUGGCCGAGAACAGGAAUCGAAUGAUCGGGCCAAGGUUUUGCAGCAGAAAGGCUCGAGAAUGUAGGACAGUAUGUCGCGGGGACGAUUGGUGGUACUUUAAAUAAUAAAAUACAAAAACAAUGCGUCAAACAGCAAAAUGAAGAAGAAGGAGAAGAUGCAAAAAUGCUAAAAAAUAAGAAAUAAAAAGGAAAACAAAUAAAAUCGUAAACUAUUAUAAUACUUACUCAUCGUUUUCGAGUUUCGACUGUCGAUGCAAACCGUUUUUUUUUUAGAGAAAUUAUUACGUGGAUUCGGAUUGUUUAUGAAAUAAAUAAAUAAUAAAAAACAAACGCGAAAGCUAAAACAAAAUAACAUAAACAUCGUCGUUCAAUAGAAUUAACCAAAACUACUCGAAAUUAUAUAAAAAUAUACCAGUGACGAAAUAAUAUGUUUUUUGUACAAUAAAAAUGAAAAAA
Bradysia coprophila is the source of this 1115-nucleotide messenger RNA. It is a transcript of the gene inc, whose product is annotated as BTB/POZ domain-containing protein inc. The record is from RefSeq and is a predicted model, not a curated record. Gene Ontology annotation, molecular function: cullin family protein binding. Lineage: Eukaryota; Metazoa; Arthropoda; Insecta; Diptera; Sciaridae. Gene Ontology annotation, cellular component: Cul3-RING ubiquitin ligase complex; cytoplasm. Gene Ontology annotation, biological process: protein homooligomerization; proteasome-mediated ubiquitin-dependent protein catabolic process.